CCAGCGGCCGAGUAUCGAGUGGUAGAGACCGACUACAAGACGUACAGCUUGGUGUACUCGUGCACUUUGUUUGCCGGCCUCUUUAGGACAGAGUUUGCCUGGAUCCUGUCCCGUACCACAUCACUGGACGGCGCCUUGGUGACGCGACUAGAGCAGAAGCUCGCCUCUUACAAUGUCAACGUGGCUGCUUUUGAAGGCACCAAUCACAGCAAUUGUCCACCUUAA
Lymnaea stagnalis (great pond snail) is the source of this 225-nucleotide messenger RNA. NCBI's taxonomy places the organism in Eukaryota, Metazoa, Mollusca, Gastropoda, Lymnaeidae. The record is from the annotation of a GenBank genome assembly.